AUGUAUGUUACUAUCAGUUCUGUUAGAUUUGCAUUAUGUGGAGUUGGUGGCAUUGUUCUUUUGUCUGGCUUUGUCUUCCUAACAUGUAUAGAUCAAGAUAAUGCAAGACACAGCUUUGGACAUUCUGAAGGUUUCAAAUGUCCACUUGUGCCUCUGCUGCCUAUAACUUGCAUUCUUAUCAACUCCUAUUUACUUAUCAGUCGUGGGGGUGCUGCUUGGUUGCGAGUAUCUGUAUGGCUAGCAGUAGGAGUUAUUAUUUAUGUAUUCUAUGGUCGAACUCAUAGCUCUCUAAAAGAUGCAGUUCUUGUGAAGGAUGCUCAAGUUGAUAAUACCACAAGCCUUCUUGCUUAA
This is a messenger RNA of Medicago truncatula (barrel medic), 351 nucleotides long. Its product is annotated as cationic amino acid transporter 3, mitochondrial-like. Bases 1 to 351 code for a protein of 116 amino acids. The record is from RefSeq and is a predicted model, not a curated record. Gene Ontology annotation, molecular function: amino acid transmembrane transporter activity. The transcript is spliced from 3 exons. NCBI's taxonomy places the organism in Eukaryota, Viridiplantae, Streptophyta, Magnoliopsida, Fabales, Fabaceae. Gene Ontology annotation, biological process: amino acid transport.